CACUCGCUGGAUGGAAACAAACGACUACGCAACAUCAUGGGCCAUAUUUCACAUUGGGCCUUCCAUAUUCACUGUUGGCCCACGUAAAGAAAGUUGAACUUGUCGAAAAACAACUUUGAGCUUGAGUAUGAGGUUCAAGUACUUUUAGGAGAGGAGAUUAAGUUAAACACCCUCAUUUUUCACCCUAGAUCUCCGCAGCCUCACCUUCUUCCUCUGCCUCCAACCGCUGCUUCUCCUCUCUUCUAAGGUUUCCUGCGUCUCCGCCGGCGCCAGCCACUAGUUCGCCGCCGUUCAUCGACGGUGCGUUCGACUUCGCGUUCUCCGCAAGUCUCGACGAGGUGCUGUUCCCGGCGAGAUUCGCUAGAGAGAUGGAUCGCCGUGUCAGGUCUGGUGGCUCGUGUGUUUAUUCGCUAGCAAGGCCCAAAUGAAAUAAAUUAUAUCCCCCGUUGGAUGAAAAACUCUAUGAUUGGAUUGGGUCUGGGAGACACUUCCCUCACAAUCUUAUUUCUUAUUCAUCUUCUCUUCUCUUCACGUGUGUUUUGUUUCUCUAAUUCUCCCAAUCAAAUUUUAGUCUCAGGCGUCUUCUCCAAUAAUCCCAACGAACGAGUGUCAAGACUGGCCUCGCAGGUUAAUCAAUGGAUAGAAAAAAGCACAGAAUCAUGAUGGUCUCUGAUUUUUUCUAUCCCAACUUUGGUGGCGUCGAGAACCACAUCUAUUAUCUCUCUCAGUGCUUACUCAAGCUAGGCCCUCUCAGUGCUUACUCAAGCUAGGCCACAAGGGUUGUAUUCACGGAUCAUUCUCUCUAUGGAUUUUCGGAUGCUGGAAGCAUACAUAUGAACAAGGUCUUGCAGUUUACAUUGGCUGAUGUGAGUCAGGCCAUAUGUGUUUUGCAUACGAGCAAGGAGAAUACAGUGCUGCGGUCGGGGCUGCCCCCGGAGAAGGUUUUUGUUAUACCUAAUGCUGUGGACACUGCAAUGUUCAAGCCAGCGGUGCAGCCGAGCCGCUCGGAGAUUGUUAUUGUUGUUAUUAGCCAGUUGGUUUAUCGCAAGGGAGCAGAUUUGCUUGUUGAAGUCAUUCCAGAUGUAUGCCGUCUGCAUCCCAAUGUUCGUUUCAUUGUUGGAGGUGAUGGACCUAAGCGUGUGAGGUUGGAGGAGAUGAGAGAAAAAUAUUCUCUUCAAGAUCGAGUUGAAAUGUUGGGAGUCGUGCCACAUGCACAAGUCCGAUCUGUUCUAAUAUCAGGACACAUCUUCUUAAACAGUUCGUUAACUGAAGCUUUCUGUAUAGCCAUAUUAGAGGCUGCUAGUUGUGGAUUGUUAACAGUUAGCACACGUGUUGGAGAAGUUCCCGAGGUUUUACCAGAUGACAUGAUCAUUUUGGCAGAACCUGAUCCUGGUGAUAUGGUGCUUGCAAUUGAAAGGGCAAUAUCAAUGCUGCCAAAAGUUGAUCCACAAGUCAUGCACCACCGGAUGAGGGAACUCUAUAACUGGCAUGAUGUUGCCAAAAGAACUGAAAUUGUAUAUGAUCGUGCUUUGAAGUGCCCCAAUCAAAAUCUACUUGAACGGGUCUCACGGUACAUUCUUAACAUUAUAUGUUGAAUUUGAUUGUAAUGGUAUUGUAUACUUUUCACUUUAAAGAAGGAGGAAAGAGAAGGCAAGAAACGAAAGAAAAGAAGAAGAAGACGUGCAGGAAGAAGAAGAAGGAAGUGCACUUGUAAAGACUUGUAUAAAAAAAUACUUGUAUGUGAAGAAUUUCUCUUUUUUUAUCUCCCUAGUAUUACCCAAUACUUUAAUCAAAUCCGUAACUUAAAAGUGUUA
Messenger RNA from Arachis duranensis, 1814 nucleotides. RefSeq names its product phosphatidylinositol N-acetylglucosaminyltransferase subunit A-like. Gene Ontology annotation, molecular function: phosphatidylinositol N-acetylglucosaminyltransferase activity. The record is from RefSeq and is a predicted model, not a curated record. The transcript is spliced from 7 exons. The coding region runs from base 834 to 1595 and encodes 253 amino acids. Gene Ontology annotation, cellular component: glycosylphosphatidylinositol-N-acetylglucosaminyltransferase (GPI-GnT) complex. NCBI's taxonomy places the organism in Eukaryota, Viridiplantae, Streptophyta, Magnoliopsida, Fabales, Fabaceae. Gene Ontology annotation, biological process: GPI anchor biosynthetic process.